AACCAUUUCUCCGUAAAAUAUGUCGAUAUUUUUAAAUCUAAUAUUUCUUUCUAUACGCUUAGCGAACUAUGGACCUAUGAAUGUAUCGAGCACAAAUGCAAUCGUGUCGAAUUGGAAAGUGGAAAAGACGUUGAAAAACAGAGUUUGGCUGUGUGUCAAUUGCUUUGUGAUGUGAAUCCUGGUACACUAUGGCCUCGUGUAAAUGGCCAUGCAAAAUUGAAAAAAUCAAUAAUUCGACUAAAUCCGAAUGCAAUUCGAUUUGAUAUUCAUAACAAAAGUAAUGAUCAAUUUUGGCAAGCAAACGAGCACCGUUUUCGUGAGCAAAUUUCAAGAAAAAUCACUCCAAGUUUGAAAAUAACAGAAAAUGAUUACGAAAUGGUGAUUGGAAUCAAUGUGGAAAAUACAGAUGGAAAAUUAAAUUUGCAUACCAAUGAACACUACCAAAUUCAAGCACACAAAGAAGCGAAUGGGGUUGUUGUGGCAAAUAUUACGGCCGAAACAAUAUUCGGUGCUCGUCACGCGCUUGAAACAAUGUCACAGUUGAUUGUCUUCGAUAGUGAUAGUGACGGCCUAUUUAUCGUUGACGAAUUUCAAAUUGAUGACCAACCUGCAUUUCCUCAUCGAGGUUUCUUAUUGGAUACCGUUCGCAAUUAUUUCCCAUUGGAUUCGAUUAAAAGAACAAUCGACGGCAUGGCAAUGGUGAAACUAAAUGUGUUUCAUUGGCACAUUAGUGAUUCACAGAGCUUUCCGAUGGUAUUGAUAUCACAUCCAGAAAUGGCACAACAUGGCGCUUAUUCAUCUGACAAAGUUUACACCAUUGAAAAUAUUAAAGAGGUGCGCGACUAUGCGUAUGUUCGUGGUGUGUUGCUGUUACCAGAAUUCGAUACGUCGGCUCAUGUCAGUGCGGGAUGGCAAAAAAAUGUAACGACUUGUGUAAAUAUGGAACCAUGGCACAUUUACUGUGCGGUACCGGCAUGUGGUCAACUUGAUCCAACUAAAAACCAUGUUUAUGACAUUCUCGAAGACAUUUACCGUGAAAUGUACGAUGCGUUUGGUAAACCGGAUCGCUUUCACAUGGGCGGCGAUGAGGUGUUCGAAAAAUGUUGGGAAGUGAGUGAGGACAUUCGAAAUUGGAUUCAAGACCACGGUUUGCAGCUGGAUACAAAUGGCUUUAUGGAGCUUUGGGGUUUCUUUCAACAAAAAGCCUUGGAACGAAUGGAUCGGGUCACCGCAACGAAUGUUUCGAUUAUACUGUGGACAAGUACGUUGACGGGAAAAGAAUAUGUUGAGAAGCAUCUUGAUAAAGAAAGACAUAUUAUUCAGAUUUGGACGAAAAAGAAUGAUACAGUCAUAACGGAUCUUCUUGAAAGAGGUUAUAAAUUGAUUUUAUCGAAUUAUGACAAUUUUUAUUUUGAUUGUGGAUUUGGUCAUUGGUUGCGAGAUGGGAAUAAUUGGUGUUCGCCUUAUAAAGACUGGAAGAAAGUGUAUGAUAACGAUUUUGAAUACUUUGGCGAAAAGUAUAAGUCACAAUUUUUGGGUGGUGAAGCGGCUCUUUGGUCUGAGCAAGUGGAUCAUUUAACAUUGGACGGAAGAACGUGGCCGCGCCUAAGUGCUUUGGCCGAACGAUUGUGGACCAAUCCGUCAACGACUUGGCCAAAAGCUGUAUCACGGAUGUUGAUUCAUCGAGAGAGAUUGGCCGAGAAUGGUAUUGCUGCGGAAAGAUUGGCACCGGAAUGGUGUGUUCAACAUCAAGGGAAAUGUGUUUCAUAUUGAUGAAAAUCGAACUGUUAUGAAUUCUAUUGACUUUGAAUGGAAUUAUGUUUUUUUUUACAUAAUUACAACACAAACAACAACAAUUUAAAUGAUGAAAAAUUACAUUGAAUAAACUUUUUAAAAACUUGAUAAAUCUGUACAAAAAUAAUACGAUCAUUAAAAAAUGUACAUUUUUCGUGGUUUAAACACGAAAAUUGACAAUUUUUCGCAUUUCUA
This is a messenger RNA of Contarinia nasturtii (swede midge), 1989 nucleotides long. Its product is annotated as chitooligosaccharidolytic beta-N-acetylglucosaminidase-like. The record is from RefSeq and is a predicted model, not a curated record. Gene Ontology annotation, biological process: carbohydrate metabolic process; ganglioside catabolic process; glycosaminoglycan metabolic process. Gene Ontology annotation, molecular function: beta-N-acetylhexosaminidase activity. The coding region runs from base 376 to 1773 and encodes 465 amino acids. Gene Ontology annotation, cellular component: membrane. Lineage: Eukaryota; Metazoa; Arthropoda; Insecta; Diptera; Cecidomyiidae. The transcript is spliced from 4 exons.